CCCCCCCCGUGGUGCAGCACCCACGGGCACUCGGUCCCCAAGGGCCCCGCUCAGGGCUGAGUUGGGCAGAGCCGGGAGCAUUUGACCUUAGGAGUUCCUUGGGUGUGUGCACAGUGCACAGCGUGCGGGGCCUCAGUUUCUCUACCUGGGCCAGAAGGGGGCAGUUUCCCUCCCACCUACCCGGGGGCAUCUCUGGCCUGCUGGAUCUCGUGUGUGCACAGUCCAGCAGGGUCCUGGCCUUGGGAGACCCUGAGGUGCCCAGAGGGGGCGAGCAGAAGACACUUGGUAGGAGGUCCAGCCCAGGGAACCGGACCCCUGGGGCACUGGGGAGCCGUAGCCAGCGAGUGAGCCUGGCGAGGAUGCAGACUGUCCCCACGGGUGCCCUGAUGUCCCAGAAAUUGUCUGCAGCUCCCGCUCCAGCCUUUCCUUCCUUUGCCUGUGUCCAGAGCUAAGAAUAGGCACCCCCAGCCUGGCCCCGGCCUUGGCGGAAGCCACAGCCACAGGGGGUACAUCCUGAGCCUGGCCGCCCACAUCCACCCCCAGCUGCAGCCUGCUCCCGGCCUUGAGCGCUGUGUGUGGCCAAGAGCCAUGUGUGGUCUUUGCAUCUCAUCUCUGCCUCAGUUUCCCCAUACAUACCAAGCUCUGUCACCUCCAUUGCAGAAGGGACACAGCCCAGCUGCAUGUCCUUUGAUCAUUGCCUGAUUCUCUAGGCCAGACAUGUCCAGAGGAAGAGGACAGCAGCUACCCCCAUGCCCAUCCCCGACCCACGGGGAGCACGGCCUCAAAGCCUCUUCCACAACUCCACAGGGCAUCACACUCCCACCCAACACUCCUGCCAGACCGGAGGAACGCCACAAAUCCGUCCCACAAACCCCAGGCCUACACCUCUGCCCACAGCGUUGAUUCCCACCAAACUUGGGGACGCCGAGGACUCUGCUCUGGCCCAGCUGCCCUGGCCACAGGAACUGCGGUGGCAAGGGCAGGUCCGGUGGGAGAGAACCCCAGAAAGGAGCUCCACAAUGACCUUGGGGCCGGCGCCUGACCAGAGAAGGGGCAAGUUAGAGUUCAGGGCUGAAUAUGCAUCAGUGAGGAGGCCCCCAGGAGUGAGGCCGGAAGAGGGGGCGGCCCAGAGGGAGGGGGCUUCCUGCUGCUGACAGGAGUCUGGUUGACCCUGGACAGACUGGAACUGGGUGGGUUGGGGUCACGGCCAGGCCAGGCAUCCUGUUCCCCACCAGGAUCUGUCCUGUUCCAGGGUGUGAACCGAGGCAGAGAGGCCCAAGACUGCCUCCUGGCCCAGAUGUCCCCUCGGGCCACAGCUCACAGGACAACACAGCCCCCAGCAGCCCUCAGGGCUUCGUGCGUGAGGCUGCGGGGAAAGGGUCCACGGGACUGCUCCAUUGCUGUGGGGGCAGCCUGGCAUCUGGUCUCCCCCUCUGUGCCCCUCCCCCAUCGCCCCCUCCAGCCCUGUGGCCCCCGAGGCCCCCGGAAGUCCAACCGGCCGCUGCUGCCUUGCCAGGACCAGCCCCAUCUGGCCGGUUCUUCCCACACGGGCCCGGGGUCUCUGGCCUGUCAACAACCAAAGUCUGUCACCCUUGUGCCCUGCCGGGCUCCCACGCUAGCCCGGCACCGGGCCGCGGGGCGAGGCCAGCUCAGGGGGCGGGGCUGUCGAGAGACAGACAGGCAGAAAGACAGAUGGAGACAGGGCGGGGCGGGAGACAGCCUCACUGUCACAUCCCCGAGUCCCGUGCCCCUGGGGGUCCCCAGUGCUAAGCCAUCUACCCAGGGCCUCUGUUGGGGCCUGUCCUCGGCCUGUGACUCGGUUUCCCCAGAGAUCUUUGCUCCCUCCUCUCUCUGCCCGACCUGGGAAAGCACAGAGGCGCUGGCUGCCCUGCUUCUGGGACACCACAGCGACACCUGGUACUGACCCGUGGGUGAGUCCCUCCCCUCCCUAAGGAGACUCCACACCCACUCCCCAGGUGAGCCCGAUGGGGUGGUGACCCCCGCAUCGCCGCAGGCUCGGGCGCCAUGUGGGCCAACGGCAGCUCCCCGGGGCCCUGCUUCCGGCCGAUGAACAUCACGCUGCAGGAGCGGCACCUGAUCGCGUCGCCCUGGUUCGCCGCGUCCUUCUGCGUGCUGGGCCUGGGGUCCAACCUGCUGGCCCUGAGCGUGCUGGCCGGGGCGCCGUCGCCGCGCUCGUCCUUCCUCACCCUGCUGUGCGGCCUGGUCCUCACCGACUUCCUGGGGCUGCUGGUCACCGGGGCCAUCGUGGUGUCGCGGCACGCGGUGCUCUUCGCCUGGCAGGCCGCCGACCCCGGCUGCCGCCUCUGCCACUUCAUGGGGGUGGCCAUGGUGUUCUUCGGGCUGUGCCCGCUGCUCCUGGGCGCCGCCAUGGCCUCGGAGCGCUACGUGGGCAUCACGCGGCCCUUCCGGCGCCCGCCGGCCACGUGGCGCCGCGCCUGGGCCACGGUGGCGCUGGUGUGGCUGGCGGCCCUGGCGCUGGGGCUGCUGCCGCUGCUGGGGCUCGGCCGCUACACCGUGCAGUACCCCGGCUCCUGGUGCUUCCUGACGCUCGGGCCGCGGCGCGGCGACGUGGCCUUCGGCCUGCUGUUCGCGCUGCUGGGCGGCGUGUCCGUGGGCCUGUCCUUCCUGCUCAACACCGUGAGCGUGGCCACGCUCUGCCGCGUCUACCACGGCCGCGAGGCUGCGCGCCAGCGCCCGCGGGACUGCGAGGUGGAGAUGAUGGUGCAGCUGGUGGGCAUCAUGGUGGUGGCCACCGUGUGCUGGAUGCCGCUGCUGGUCUUCAUCGCACAGACCUUGCUGCAGACACCACCCGUCAUGAGCCCCUCCGGGCAGCUGUCACGGGCCACGGAACACCAGCUGCUCAUUUACCUGCGUGUGGCCACAUGGAACCAGAUCUUGGACCCCUGGGUCUACAUCCUGUUUCGCCGGUCGGUGCUUCGACGCCUGCACCCACGGCUCAGUUCCCGGCACCGGGCCCUGUCCCUGCACCCACCCCCAGCCCAGGCCUCACUCAAUGGGCCCUGAAGGACAGUGCCACCCAAACCUCAUGCCCUCGGUGACUGCCACAGGCCCGGGUCCCAUCCCAGGAGCCCGAGUGCUUUGUGGACUAAAGGAGGGGAGCCAUCGACAAAGGGUUGACUCCUCUGAACCCCAAGACACCUCCUUGAUGCGAGGGACGCCCUCCCUGAACGCCCAGACUCCUCCCAGUCCAGGGGGUGCUUGGGUCACAUAUGGGAAGCUGGGGUUACGCUCAGGUCAACCUGAGGAUCCAGGGAACCAGCUGAGACCCGGAGCCCAGAGUGGGGGCGUCCCCAACCUUGCCAAAGCCUGGAUCUGAGACACCUGGCUCGGGGGUCAUCGACCUUGGGUGUUGGAAGCCUCCGUCGGGUCCCCAGGCCAAGUCUGGAGUCACCAACCUCCCCGAUGUUUACUCCGGUGUUUACGAGCCUCCCUCCCCCACAGCUGCCCAAGGCACUCGCUCAAUAAAUGAUUGACCAGC
This is a messenger RNA of Peromyscus californicus insignis, 3520 nucleotides long. RefSeq names its product thromboxane A2 receptor (gene Tbxa2r). Gene Ontology annotation, biological process: positive regulation of blood pressure; positive regulation of vasoconstriction; positive regulation of cytosolic calcium ion concentration. The coding region runs from base 2026 to 3045 and encodes 339 amino acids. Gene Ontology annotation, molecular function: thromboxane A2 receptor activity. Gene Ontology annotation, cellular component: plasma membrane. The record is from RefSeq and is a predicted model, not a curated record. The transcript has 3 exons. NCBI's taxonomy places the organism in Eukaryota, Metazoa, Chordata, Mammalia, Rodentia, Cricetidae.